UAUUCUUGUGCCCGUUAACAUAUUCUCAAUUUUCUCCUGCAUCUGCAUAACAAUUGUGUGGAUUCACGCAAUGCCUGCUAAAUCAGUCGUAGUAUUUUUCCUUGCCGUGGUUAUCCUUCUUGUCCAGGACGGCAUUGCACAAACCAAACCUAUGACUUAUGAUUGCAAAAAGAAUGGGUUUUUCGCAAUAGAUACACAGACAAAGAAAGAUAAUUUUUGCCCCUGGAUAGCUGAAUUUUGUUCGGCCGGAUUUGUCGCAAAACCUGUCAACUGUCCUGUUGGCAAUUCCAUCUGCGACUUUGUCCGCUGUACGUUCAUCCCACAGUAUGGGGUUUUCUCGACCGUAUUUUACAAAUGUGCUGAAGAAGUGCUACCAACGGAUGACUUGUACCAGUUUGAUGAAGUCAAACAAGCAUGCUUUAUGCUGCCAGCAGCUGGAUAAGUUUCUGGGAUACAGCGUGGCUGAGACGAUUUAAUGGCUUCCGAUACUUCGUCAUUGUAACUUAAUCAGAUAUUGCAAAAACAAACUAGGCA
Messenger RNA from Folsomia candida, 534 nucleotides. RefSeq lists its product as uncharacterized. The transcript has 3 exons. Lineage: Eukaryota; Metazoa; Arthropoda; Collembola; Entomobryomorpha; Isotomidae. The record is from RefSeq and is a predicted model, not a curated record. The coding region runs from base 71 to 442 and encodes 123 amino acids.